Molecule: messenger RNA, 540 nt
Organism: Physeter macrocephalus (sperm whale)
Lineage: Eukaryota; Metazoa; Chordata; Mammalia; Artiodactyla; Physeteridae
Gene: TSPAN16
Product: tetraspanin 16
Biological process (GO): translation
Cellular component (GO): cytosolic small ribosomal subunit; ribosome
Molecular function (GO): mRNA binding; structural constituent of ribosome
Source: RefSeq, a predicted model, not a curated record
AUGGCUGAAACGCACACUCCGUAUUAUUCCUUGAAGAAACUGUUAUCUUUCUUCCACCGUGUUAUGGCUGAUAAGGCCAUUAAGAAGUUUGUCAUUCGGAACAUCGUAGAGGCCGCAGCCGUCAGGGACAUUUCUGCAGCGAGUGUUUUCAACGCCUAUGUGCUUUCCAAGCUGUAUGUGAAACUGCAUUACUGCAUGAGUUGUGCUAUUCACAGCAAGUGUUUCUCGGUCAUAGUCAUCAUUCUCAUCGUGGAAAUCACUGUCGCCACAGUGGUCCUUGCCUUCUUCCCGACUCGCAGACCCAUGGCUGGGGGAGGGGCCAUGAAGGAAGCAGAAGGGAAGCCCCCACCUCCCUCCUGAGUCCCCAAGAAACCUCACCAAAUGGGCACCUUGCUGUUUUCUGUGCUCACCGCUCCCCGUUUCAUCUCUGAGGUUAGAGAAGUGGCCUUGGAGCACAAUUUUGUGACCCAGAAUUACAGAGGUUACAACGAGCCAGAUGACGAGUCCCUAGAAUGGAAUUUAGUCAUGGAGAAGGUUUGA